Fraxinus pennsylvanica is the source of this 447-nucleotide messenger RNA. The record is from the annotation of a GenBank genome assembly. Lineage: Eukaryota; Viridiplantae; Streptophyta; Magnoliopsida; Lamiales; Oleaceae.
AUGGAGAACGUUAUAAAUUAUGUGCAGGAGAAGUUAAGGAAACUUGGAGCAGAAAGCAUGUUGGAAGACAUGCAGAUGCAGGUGAAAUUGAAGAGGGUGGGAGCAGUUUCCGCAUUGAAAAGUUUCCUAGAUAAGUUGGACAAAACUGGCAAUCCCUACAAAGUGAUGAACUAUUUCCAGCUGAAAUUUGGUUGGGACUUCAAAAAUAUUCCAGAUGAGUUGAAUAUAGAGCGUGGUGAUCAUUUACACACGCAGUUUAUUGCUAUUAUCAUCAUCGGACUGUUGUUCCUGCUUGUUUGUUUCUUCUGCUGCAAGAUCUGCAGGAAGAAAGCAGCAGCUAAGACUAUGAAAGCUCCUGGAAGGAAAAAUGGUGAUAGGAUGUUAAGGUCUAAAUUUGAAAGCAAUCCCAAAUCAUAUUUCCUGGAUCUACGCUGUAAGAAGAAUUGA